Molecule: messenger RNA, 1234 nt
Organism: Melopsittacus undulatus (budgerigar)
Lineage: Eukaryota; Metazoa; Chordata; Aves; Psittaciformes; Psittaculidae
Exons: 6
Coding region: 1-1188 (395 amino acids)
Molecular function (GO): DNA binding
Source: RefSeq, a predicted model, not a curated record
AUGUCGACCAAGCUCUACGUCCUCAUCAGCUGGCCCGAUGGCAGCAGGGUGAUCAACAUUGAGAACAUCAAGGAGCCCCGCAAGCCUUUCCAUCUCUAUACAGUGGGGGAGCAAGUGCUGGCCCGCUGCCCUGGCUUCAGUGGGCUCUACUGGGGCAUGGUGGAAGGCAUAAGUGAGCAUAAAGAUAUUUUGGAGAAGAAGCUGCUGGAAGAUAGACAGCUCCUGGAGAAGCUGAAAGAAGAACCAGCCAUUCACAGCAUGAUGCCACCCCAGCCAAAGAAAUCCAGGAAAACCUUCCCAAAAUGGACCCCAGGGAAUGCACCCAGGAAAUACCACAGUGAUAGGACUUACCCUGCAAAGCCCCUGCUGAGGAUGUCCGAGACCAGCCUGCCCCAUGAUGCUGACAGCUCCUCCAUCCUCAAGGAGAGACGUGCCCUGGGCAAUGCAGCAUCAAGGUCCCACUCAAUGGCAGGAUCCCACCACCCAGCCAGUGCCUUUGCACCUCCAUCCACGUUUGUCUCCAUGGCCAUGCCAGGGACUUCCCAGGGUGAAGAGGAUGGGGCUGGUCCAGCUGCUAGAGAUUAUGUUGCCCUGCCGAUGAAGAGGAGGUCAGAUGGCACCUUGUCCCAGUGCCAACAACACAUCUGCCUGAACAGCUGUGAGGAGCUCAAGCUCGAUGCUUUACAAGAGACAGAUGACUUCGAGAGAGUUCAGAAGGAUUUUGGUCCUGAAGUGGAAAGGAUGGAGAAGAUAGAGCAGCUGGAGAGGAUGGUGUUGGACCUCCAACAGGACGUCCUCUCUCUGAAGAAGAAGGUGCAGAGGCUGGAAUCCCUGUCCUUCCAGGAGGAGCCCCUCCGGCAACCAUGCGAGGUGGUGGAGCUCUUCAAUGGCUACACCAAGGAACAGCUCAAAGAGACCAUCCGCUUCGACCAGAAAAUCAGCACUGCCUGCAAGACACUGCUCUACAAGCUCUUCACAUCCGACUACAUCCAGAGCCACUCCAUCACGGGCCGGAGGGGCAACACUUUCCGAGAGGCGAAGCCCAUGAUGGAUGAACGCUGCAUCAAAAUCAUCCGGGUGCUGUUGAAGCAGAAGUUUGGGGAUCACCUCAGUGACACAGUGAUCACGGAGAAGAUACAGAACGUGCAGAAAGCCCUGAGGCAGAAGUUUAAGACAGAAUGCCUCUGAUACAUGGAGGACUUGGUGCCUCUUCCUGCCAUGCUCACCCAUGUAC